AUGGUUGAAGAAGUUCGAAAAUACGACACAGUUAGCGCAUUCCUCGAUGAUUGCAAGACUUAUCUUAUGCGAAAUGAAUGCGAAAAUAAUCUAAUUUUGGGAAUAUGCAAUCGGAAUCUUAACGUACCUAUCGAUCCGGAAAAAUCGAUUUUAGUCGCAGCUGUUAACAAAAGUGGUACUAUCAUUUCAUGUGCAUUUACAACAUCCAGUAAACCGGCGUUGGCGGUAUUCAUUCCACAAUUGGAUGAUGCAAUUAAACCCCUAGUAGAUUACUUUAUUCGCCAUGGAAUACAGUUAGAAGGAUUGAAUGGUAAAACUGACGUGGUUAAUACAUUUUUGCAACAUUAUUCAAAGCCGAUGAUUCAAUCGACGAAAAUUCUUCUAAAUGUCGUCAAAACUCUUCGGAAUAUUGAACUCGUUCAAAAUAGCGAACUCGAAUUGGCGAGCAUGCAAGAUUUAUCUCUUCUCACCACAUGGAUAAAAAAUUUUCAAAUCGAUGCGGGUCUCCUUCCAUUGUGGUCAGACGAAAAAAUACAAGCAACUACAGCAGAUAGAAUUCAAAAGAAGCUUGUUUUCGUUCUUGUUAUAAAUGACGAGCGACAAUUCGUCAGUAUGGCGGCUAUUGUACGUGAAACAGAUAACUUGAGCUUCAUCGGUUGGGUGUAUACACCACCGGAUUUACGAAACAAAGGAUUUGCCUCUGCUGUCGUUUAUAAACUAACCGAUUUGAUUCUUAAUACUCGACAAAGACAUUGUGCUCUUUUCACCGAUGAAGCUAAUCCGACUUCGAACAAGAUUUAUCGAAAUAUUGGUUACGAACCAGUGGCAGAAUAUCUAGACAUUUGUUUUUCAUCAUCUUGA
Molecule: messenger RNA, 861 nt
Organism: Adineta ricciae
Lineage: Eukaryota; Metazoa; Rotifera; Eurotatoria; Adinetida; Adinetidae
Source: the annotation of a GenBank genome assembly